Messenger RNA from Brassica oleracea var. oleracea, 1216 nucleotides. RefSeq names its product oxysterol-binding protein-related protein 4C. Gene Ontology annotation, cellular component: intracellular membrane-bounded organelle; cytosol; membrane. Gene Ontology annotation, molecular function: sterol binding. The record is from RefSeq and is a predicted model, not a curated record. Lineage: Eukaryota; Viridiplantae; Streptophyta; Magnoliopsida; Brassicales; Brassicaceae.
UCCAUUUUAAUAGUUUGCCUUGUAAGGCGGAAGAACAAGAAGGAAUGAGAAAGCAGGUUGUGUUGGUUAAGCCUUUCUCGUUAGACGAUGAGAAAGACUCUGAACAUACAACUUCGAAUCUCAUACAACGUAUCAACUUCCUAAGUCUCUUUAAAAACGUACGGCCAGGAUCCGAUCUCACUAACUUCCAGCUUCCACCUCAACUGAACCUACCGAGAUCGCAACUCCAGUGCUAUGGCGAGAUGGUCUACAGUUUGAACGGUCAAGAUUUACUAGGAGAGUGUGGUCGCCGUGACAAACCAAUCGAACGGCUCAAAUCAAUCGUAACGUGGAACCUCUCAACUCUCCGGCCAUUGAUCUUUGGUCUGGCCCCGUAUAAUCCUAUCGUCGGCGAAACUCACCAUGUGUCCAAUGGCUACGUUAACGUUCUCGUAGAGCAAAUAUCGCAUCAUCCACCAGUGUCUGCUCUUCAUGCAACCCACGAGAAAGAAAACAUAGACGUAACGUUUUGUCAAUACUUCACACCUAAAUUUCGUGGUGCGUACGUGGACGUCGAGGUCAAGGGUAAAAGAGUGGUGAAACUUCUAAAUCAAAAAGAGACUUACGAAAUGAACCAGCCAAGACUUGUGAUGACAAUUCUUCCGGUGACAGGAGCUCACUGGGCAGGAAAGAUCGUGAUAAAGUGCCUGGAGACUGGACUCGAGGCCGAACUGCAACUACUCUCUGAUUCAUUCUUAAGUAGAUUCACAGGAAACAACAAGAGAUCCAUUAAAGGCAAGAUCUUUGAAUCUUCCUCUGGGAGACGACUCUAUGAACUCUUUGGACAAUGGGACAGAACCGUUACUGCAAAAAAUCUGAAGACUGGAGAGGUUGAGGUUAUAUACAACGCGAGUGAAAACAUUGCAGAGCUCAAAACACCCAUUGUCAAGAACAUGCAGGAGGUGAGUGAGAGCGAGUCUGCGAUGGUGUGGAGCGAGGUCAGCGAAGGAAUCAUGAAGCAAGAGUGGGAGAAGGCAAGAGAAGGCAAGAGAGAUGUGGAGGAGAAGCAGAGAGAGUCUCGGAGGCAAAGAGAGGCUUCUGGACAGUCAUGGAUUCCAAAGCAUUUCUCUGUGGUUCGAGCUGGUAAAGACUGGGACUGUGUUCCAUUACAGCCUAGAGUUCCUCAAGCUCCUAUUGUUGUACCUCUCUGAUUCAUAUAUAUAUAUAUAAUUCUCUC